CAGCCCCGAAAAUCACACGGCGAGGCCGCUAUUAUUCGAGAACAUUUAGGAGGGUUUUCACUUCUCAAUGGCGACCGUAAAAUGGCGGACGAUGGGAAACAACAAGCGCAGCCGCCCGAGGCGCCCCCUACUGCUCACUCGUGCAGUUCGCUUCGACGACGAGGAAGAAGAUGGCGGCGCUCAUCAGGCAUGGUUUUAAUUCCUUAAAAAGUUCAUCCACUUUUCUUGCCGUAAACACGACGAGUCUACGAUAUGAUAUAACUCGUUUUAAGAGCAAGAAACGUCCCGAAGUGAAGACUAGCAGAUUUGAAGAUGAAAAGACGUCUCUCUCUUGCAAAGGAUUUUUGAGAUAUCAGAAGAAAUAUAAUCCGCCAGAAGAUGUAUGUGAUAGGAUAAAUAAAAUUUGUGAAACACAACAAAUUUCAACGGUUGAUGAAACAAAAAUCGAAGAUCCAUUACAACGUUUCAAUCUUUUUUUAGCAUGUGAAGAAGAACUUCAACAUCCAAUAACGAAUGCUGUAUUAUGUUACAUUGAAACAAUUGGUGAUUUGAAGAAUUACUAUAAGACCCCAAUCGGUAAUGUAACUCCAUUAGAUGCUAUGCGUUCAAUGGAUUUACCAAAGAAUUUACAUAUUAAUUAUGAAUAUAUUCGAUUUCAUCCUGAUACGGAUACAUUGUUCAAUGGUCAGACAGCAUUCCCGAAGAGUUCUACUCUUGUAACUGGAUUAAAGUAUAAGAAAAAAUAUCCUGGACAUUAUCAAGAUAAUCCUUUCUUAGAUAAUAUGCUUAAGGUUUAGAUUAAUUGGACUAUACAAGAAAUAAAUAAACAAUUGUUUAACAACAAUAAACAAUUA
Apis laboriosa (Himalayan honeybee) is the source of this 854-nucleotide messenger RNA. RefSeq names its product 39S ribosomal protein L50, mitochondrial (gene mRpL50). Lineage: Eukaryota; Metazoa; Arthropoda; Insecta; Hymenoptera; Apidae. Gene Ontology annotation, cellular component: mitochondrion; mitochondrial large ribosomal subunit. The record is from RefSeq and is a predicted model, not a curated record. The transcript has 5 exons. Bases 171 to 797 code for a protein of 208 amino acids.